UAUGGCGUAUCCGCAGACCUCAUUCAUCUACACCUCCCUCACUCCCGAGACUCUUCUUGGACAGCGCCGACGAGCCGUCGCAGCCAAUACCCUGCAGUACCAGCUCGAUGUUCUCAAGAAGACUGGACGCUACGACGCUUUCAAGUUGAAAUGGCAUCCAGUCUACGACCGCGCGCCAGAAGUGUGGCCCAUACCAGACCAUCUCUUCUGGGACUCUGAUGUCGCAAAGUGGAUAGAGGGCGCUUGUUACUUCCUACAACAAGAAUGUAUGCCAAGUAUUGCCGAUGCAGUGGACGAGCUGGUGGGCAUGAUCAGAUCCGCACAGCAGCCGGAUGGCUACUUGAACAUACACUACACUGUGGUCGACCCGGGCAAUCGCUUCACAAAUCUCAAGGACAUGCACGAACUCUACAACUGCGGGCACUUGAUCGAGGCAGCCCUAGCACACCACGCUCUCUACGACAACGAUCAGCUUCUAGGCCCCAUCUGUUCGUAUGUGGACCUUCUCUGCAAGACUUUUGGACCAGACCCAGAACAAACCCAUGGCUAUCCUGGACAUCCCGAAAUAGAGCUCGCUCUUCUCCGUCUGUAUGAACGUACAGGGGUCCAACGCUAUCUCUCAUUGGCAGGAUACUUUAUCACAGAAAGAGGCAAUGCAACUGGUUGUGAUGGGAGACAUUACUUCGACGCGGAGGCUGAGAAGCGUGGGGCGGACCCAAACAUGAAACCCGCUUUCUAUCCUGAGCCUCGCUCACUAUGGUAUCAUCAAGCACACGUUCCCAUCGCCGAGCAGCAGACUAUAGAGGGCCACUCAGUUCGUGCCAUGUACCUCCUGACCAGUGUUGCGGAUCUUGUACGCAUUGAGCAAGGUCAUUCUGAUCUGCAGGCUGCGACGUACAAGUUGUGGAAUAACAUGGUCAAUCAGAAGAUGUACUCGACUGGUGGUAUCGGUGCUAUCAAGCAGUGGGAGGGCUUUGGUCUGGAUUACUUCCUACCGCAAGGAAGCUCAGAAGGUGGUUGCUACUCGGAAACCUGCGCCGCGAUUGGUGUCAUGAUGCUAGCUCAAAGAUUGCUUCAGGUGCGUUUGUGUCAAACUUGCGCGAAACAGGCGGCUCUUAACCUUGACCAUAGAUUNGAUCUGGACGGAAGAUUUACCGAUAUCAUGGAAUUAUGUUUGUACAACGCCGUCCUGACCGCGAUGUCAACAGACGGCAAGAAGUUCACCUACGUCAAUCAGCUGGCGUCAAGUGACAAGGAUAUUUCCCAACGCGACGACUGGUUUACAGUUGCAUGUUGUCCACCGAACAUGAUGCGCCUGCUAGGAACUAUCGGCGGAUAUAUCUGGUCUUACCAAUCUAUGGCCACAGAGAAGAGGGCGCAAAUCGAUGUACAUCUCUAUAUAGGUGCGAAGCUUGCUUUCGAGUGCGGCGAAAACAUGGUAGCGUUCGAGCAAGAGACCAACUGGCCAUCUUCCGGAGAUGUGAAGCUCAAGCUGCACUCCAGCACGGUCAGAGUUGACCUUCGACUAAGAAUUCCAGGCUGGGCCGAAUCAUGGAAGAUCAUGCCAGAAUGUCCAAAUGCAGUGCUAAAGAAAAAAUAUCUCUCGAUUCCUUCUGACUGGCUGGAACAACACCCAGAAUUCAUCCUCUCGAUACCUCUCAAGGCUCGCAUAUUGGCUUCGCAUCCUCUUACCAACCAGAGUACUGUCACGAUCGCCAGAGGUCCUGUGGUAUACUGUGUUGAAGACUUUGACAAUACUUGGGUUCAAGACCACUUUGCACAUGUGCAAGAUAAGGGUUCAGGAGACUCGUUUGUUGCUCUCACAGUCACGCAAGGCGCUUUCGUCUUGAACACCGACGCAUUCGAAGAGAGUCCAUUCCUACGAGAUAACAGUCUUAGCAAGGGUGAACCACUGCCAAGCCUCGAAUUUGUUCCAUAUUAUUUCCGCGCCAAUCGAGGUGGAAAGGGCCAUAUGCGUGUGGGCCUCAAAAGAGCUAUC
Molecule: messenger RNA, 1999 nt
Organism: Aureobasidium vineae
Lineage: Eukaryota; Fungi; Ascomycota; Dothideomycetes; Dothideales; Saccotheciaceae
Source: the annotation of a GenBank genome assembly